AUGGCGCUCCGAGCGGCGCGAUGCGUGCGGGCCGCGGCCUGCAGCCUGCGCGCCCCGUCGGCGCCCCCCGCGCCCUGCUCGCCGCGUCCCUGGGGCCUGAGGGCGGGCGCCGUGCGGACGCUGCGCACCGGCUCCAGUCUGCUCUCGGUGCGUAAAUUCACAGAAAAACAUGAAUGGAUAACAACAGAAAAUGGUAUUGGAACAGUGGGAAUCAGCAAUUUUGCACAGGAAGCUUUGGGAGAUGUUGUUUACUGUAGUCUGCCUGAAAUUGGGACAAAACUGAACAAACAAGAUGAGUUUGGUGCUUUGGAAAGUGUGAAAGCUGCUAGUGAACUGUAUUCUCCUCUGUCAGGAGAAGUAACUGAAAUUAAUGAAGCUCUUGCCGAAAAUCCAGGACUUGUCAACAAAUCUUGUUAUGAAGAUGGUUGGCUGAUCAAGAUGACAUUGAGUAACCCUUCAGAACUAGAUGAACUAAUGAGUGAAGAGGCAUAUGAGAGAUACAUAAAAUCUAUUGAAGAGUGACACUGGAACCCGCCCCCCUAAAUAAAGUAGUAUGAAACAACUUAAUCUAGCAUAGUUGUCUUAAAUUAGUGGUGGAUAGCAAUGCUAUUGGAUGAAAAUAACCCUUAACUUUCUAAUGAUGGCAGAUAAACACAAUAUGCGUCUUUUUCACAACACCCUAUGAUGUUUUUAAGCUAGGCUACAGUUAUAAUAUUCAGAAUUCCUGAAAUUAUCUGUGGUGAAACUAGUUAAGAAAAUUAUGUAUUUCAAGGAUAAUAUUAUUUUAAGCCCUAUAUAAUGUUGUAACUUGCUUACAUCAGUCUCUGGAUUUGGGUCAAAAUACUUAAUGAUCUUGCCAUUGGAAAUAACGGGCAUUAGAGAAAAGUUUUUGUUAGUUGUUACGGUGUCAGAUGACGAACAAUACUGUCUUAAUUGAGCAAUAUACUGAGUUUGCUGGUGCUAUUUUUAUACACUGAAGCAGCAGCCUUGCAGGAAAACAAGAAAGUUUAAUAAUAAAACAUUCAACUUCUUCAUUAAUCAUGUUUUUGUUUUUGGUGUUAAUAUUUCAUUUAGUGACCCUGCUUAUUUGUGA
Messenger RNA from Molossus molossus (Pallas's mastiff bat), 1093 nucleotides. RefSeq names its product glycine cleavage system protein H (gene GCSH). The transcript has 5 exons. Gene Ontology annotation, biological process: glycine decarboxylation via glycine cleavage system; protein lipoylation. Gene Ontology annotation, cellular component: cytoplasm; glycine cleavage complex; mitochondrion. NCBI's taxonomy places the organism in Eukaryota, Metazoa, Chordata, Mammalia, Chiroptera, Molossidae. The record is from RefSeq and is a predicted model, not a curated record. The coding region runs from base 1 to 522 and encodes 173 amino acids.